UUAAUGACGCCUUCCUAGCUGGAACAAACCAUUAUUGUGUACAGUCAUAUAUAUUACAAAAUUUUUAAACAAAUUUAAUUUGUACCUGAAAGGUCAGCUGCCGAAGUUUGUACAUUUUUCACUCUCUGUUGCUGUUUUGCCUUAUCUCUUCUUUCUCGUUCUUGCAUAUCUCUAUCCCUCUGUAACCUUUCUUCUUCUAUUUUCAUUCUAUCUACUAAAUUUGGUGACAUGACUAAUGGUGACUGUAAAUGAUGAAGUCCAUACAGAGCUGAAGGAUGAGGGCCACUAUGAGGAUGAUAUGGAGAGGGAGGAAAUAAAGGUACUCCACAUCUUUCAAGAUACAUUUGUUCUUCGAGUCUAAUACAAAAUAAUAUAAAAAGAUAAUUUUAAUAAGUAUUUAUAGUAGGGACAUUUUAUAAUAAACAAUAAAAAUUACCUAAAAGCAUGUUGAAAAUGAGGAGAAUAAAGAUUAGCGGGAUGGUAUGGUGAAUAUGUGGCAGGAUCAACCGCAAAAUGAGAAGGAGCAGUUGAUACUGAGGUAGGCACUAAAGUUCUUUGUUCAUCAGGCUUAUAUGGUUGAAAUCCACUGCGAGGCUCAGUAUUUAAACCAGUUGAUUUAAAUUCCUUGUAAUAAGAACAAAUAAGGUUAAAAAAAAUGUCUUAAUUUUCUUCUGAUCAUGAAAAAAUAAAUGUAUGCACUCAACUGCUAAUGCGUGGCAAAUUAGAUAAUUAUAUAAUAACAAAGAGAAAUUAUUAUUGGAUAAUUUAAUUUUAGUGAAAAAUAAAGUCAUUUUUUUACUCAAUAGUUAUAACAUAUACAACUUACAUUAUCUGGUUGUGAUUUAUUACAAGUUGGAAGUGUGAUUCGACUUUUUAAUGAUUCUUGAUGUCUAUCUUGGGAUUCAAUUACUUCUUUAUCUGGUUUUUAAAAUAAAAUAAAAUUAUGUAAUCAAUUUUUUUCUUCAACUUAAUAUAUAACAUCUUACCAUUAGAGUGAGUAGAAGGAGGCCCUGCUUGUUUGGCUAAAUUCCUAAGUGCAGCAGCAAAUGAUCGACCACCGGGAGAUGGUGGAGGUGGAGCUUGACCAAUAAGGUUUGGCAUUAAAGUACGUUUCGAACCUGAACUUGUUGGUUGAGGUUUAACUAAACCUGAAAUAAAAAUUCUUGUAACAAUUUAUUUUAUUUUACAGAGCACAGCUAAUCUUAUAAUUUAAAAUAAAACACUCAAUUAACAUAAUAUACGGAUUCUCAUCUAACAAUACCCCCCACCAAAAAAGAAAAAUUAGUAAAGACCAAAAGUUAUUAACCGCAUAACCAAUCAUCUCCGAUAAUAAUUUUCCACAAAAUUCUGGCCUAAUUAUAUUGACCAACACUAGAUUAUAAAAAUACCAAUUUAAAUCUGAAGUAAUUUUAAUUGACAAUAUUAUAAAGUUAUUUGCAAGUAAAAUAUCAUAGUUUCAAUUUAUUGAAUGUAUUUCAUAUUUUUUUGUCAAAUUACACCAAUACACUGAGUAGUAAAUCGUUCUAACAAUGUAGAUUUCCAGCUUGUGCAGGAUAAAGUAAAAUAAGUACAUGUCAUGUUUAUUUUUUUUUUGAAAGAAUCCAACAAAAAUUAAUGAAGAUUAUCUUGUAUUUUUCACAUGGGAUACAAUUUAAAGUAAACCUAGUUGAAAAUUAGAGAAAUCGUUAUUGCGUAAUUUUUCUGAAUUAUUAAGAAGUCUACAAAAAAAAAUCACAAAUGAUGUCCCUAUUGUAGCAAUUAAACAAAAUUUUAUUUUAAAAAAGAUGAUGAUCGGAGCAAGAUUUGUAGAAAAGCACAACAAAAAAAUGUUUAAAAUGAAUACAUUUCUCGUUGCGUUCAGAAUGUAAAAGUUCAUUAUACAAAUUUAGGUUUUUGUCGAAAUUAAAGCUCAACAUUGUCUUUGUAUACGUAAUUUGUAGAAACAAUCAGAAUCACAAUUGAAUAUUUAUUUAACCGAUUUACUACGUUAUUAUGUAGGAUAUUUUUUUAUUUUUAUUUUUUGUCAAAUAUUUGCUAUUACAAUAAAUUUAGCCACAGCGCAGGAAUAAAAAAAAAAAAAAAAAAAAAAAAAAAAAAAAAAAAAAAAACAUUACACAAAAUCAAAGACAUUCUAGAGUGGUAGGAAGCCGGUGGGUACUAAAAGAAUAGAAAAGUAAUCUAUAUAGGUGCACAUGACUGCAUGAGUCAUAAAAUAGUACUAAAUUCAGACACCCUCUUUGCAUUCUAUAUACAUAUAUAUAUAGAAUUAUAGAAGAAGGGACGAUUAUCACACACUUUGAGGGUGAUACGGUUGUUUACGUUCGGCUCGGCAACAUCUGGGUUUUACUUACCGCCCCCUUCGCCGCUUUACGUACGAGUGUGUAAAUGAGGCCGACUUCCUGACACAACACGCGUCAGAACGUCAUAAUAUUCGUUAUUACCAUGAUUCGUAAUAAUAUUGUUAUCGGAACGGACGAAAGGCAUUACAACCAUAAUAAUAAUCGACUUUUUUAACCCGCGAUUCAAACGGCAUUUUCAAGCGGUUUGUGCGAAACGAAAAUUGCAAUUAAUUUAGAGAAUUUCGUACACGCAGGUGUAGGUACCCAUUAUUUUUCAAUAAUAUUAAAUCACUAGGUAGGUAAUACAAAUACUAACCAAUAUUGUUAAACAUACAAUUAGUAGCGAAAUAAAAUACAAACACGACAAUAUAAAAAAUUACCUUGGUAGUAAAUCAUAUCGUUCACGAUACCAUGCGAUUGAGACACGGUCUCGGAUUCUCUGUAUCCGGCCACGGGCAUACUAAUAUUAUUAUGGACAUUGUGAUGAUUAUUAUGACGUUGUUGGUCCGAAGGGUCUCCGCUCGUAUCGGGAUUAUAAAGCAUUGUUUGUUUUUGUAUAUUAUAUAAAAAUUCGUUUACAAAUUUAACGGGUCUGAACGAGUUGGAUGAAAAACAUUAAGUCGUAAUGCUACAAAAUUAUUUAUAAAAUAAAAACGAUGAUGCUACAAGCAUACGCAUGCACACGUGUUGUCGCGCUGCAAGUAAUGCGUUAACUGACGAUGCAUACAGACUAUCGACGCAUUCAACGAUGAAAAUAGUAUUAGGUAUAGCGGUGUGGAGCGAACAAACGCACGAGAAAAAAAAAACAAUACGGGUUGACAUAGGGGAUGAAUACCCAGUGAACGCACAGAGGCACAGAUGUUUCUGAAACCAAGCGAAAAAGGGGGACACAGUACAAAAGCCAAUAAACGUGAAUUAUUUUGAAAAUACCUAUACGUAUUGAUAGGCACCGUGUCUGUAAUAUUUUUGUAAAUAUAACGAGUAUUAUUGUAACUUUUUUUCGAUUAUGAACAACUCUUUUUAAGUUUUUCUUUUUCAUUGUCUAAGGAUAAUAUUAUGAUCCGAUAAAAGAACAAUAUAUAAAACAAAAUUAGCCAUUAAAUUUGAAAUAAAAAUGUUUAGAAUACAAUACCAAAUUAAUCAUAGAAAUUGAAUAGUUAUACAAUUAUUAUUAUUGUAAAAUUGGCAUUUAGCAUUUAUAAAGUAUAGGAAAAAGGUACUUUUGAAUUUCGAAAUAAAUCUUAAGCAAGGGACAAACUUUUGAAUUACAAUAUUAUACAUCUUAUGAACCAAAAUGAUUAAUUUCUCAGUUUAUACAAAUUUAUAUUUUAUCUAGGAAUAAAGACUAUAAUAUAAUAUAUAUAUUUUUUGAAACCAAAAAUGGCGUGGAUAACACUGGAAGUCACAGUGAACAAAUGGACAAAACAGGUCAGAUUAGGUUAGGUUAGUAUAAUACUAUAUAAUAAUAUUGUAGAAGCCUAAAAAACAGUUGAAAUAUUCAGUAACCUUAUAUCCCUUCAAAAUAUUCAUUACAUAUUUUCUAAACCAUGGGUGUCCCGCAUACAAAAAAAAAGGGAUAUUAUAAAACUGGAUAAACUUGAAUUCAAAUAAUAUAAUGUGAUCACCUUUGAAGGUUAAAGGCUGUAACUGGACAGUGGUCAACCGAUUAUUAUUAACCAGUUUUUGGGGAUAGAAAAUUGAAAUUUACAUAGUAUAAUAUUUAUACCAAGACCGAAUAGUUAUAUAUCUAUCUAAACAUGCAAUUUUUAUUAUAGAUUUAUAGAAUAUUUAAACAUUUAAAAUGUAUAAAACUAAAAUGACAAAAAAUUGUAUUUAAUGUAGUCAGUCUUUAAUUAAAUAUACUAAAUUUAGUAUUAUUGAUUUUUUUUUUUUUUUUUUAAAAAACCAACUAAACUGAAAUCAAGCAUAAAAGUGGUAUAUACCUAAGGAUUUUAUAGAAACAUCAUGAAUUUUAAUUUAUAUCAAAUAGUAGAAAAUACAAAUACCCUCGAUAAUUAACCAUGAUAAAUUAUUAAUAAUAACAAAUAAUUUAUGUUCAUAACAAACAAAGUGAUGAAUUAAAUAACUAAUAAGGAAUAAAUCAAUAUAAAGAUAUAUACCAAUGAUAUAAAUCAAAUUUAUAAUUAAAUGUAUGUAUAUAGAGUUCAUAUAUAUGUCUACGUAUUAAAUUUAUUAGAAUAAGUUUUCUCUUAUUAAUUUCUUUAAAUUGCAUACUGUAAAUAACAGUGUUUAUAAAUGUAAAUGCAUAAAAUUAACAAUAUUAAUGAUAUUAUAAUUUACUGUAUUGUGGGUAAUAAAAACAAGUCAGUAUUUUAUUAUAACAUUACAUUUGAAAUUAAGGUUCAUAGAAUUUGAAAAAUAAUUGUAAAUAAAUCUCAAAAUUAAGAUGUAAACACUUUGUUAAAUUUGUUUACACUAUUUUAUCAAUAUGAUGACCUAAAAAAAGGUCAUCAUAUUGAGAUAUUUUGAAAAAGUAGUAUCUCAAAUUUUAAGUACCAUCAACUGUUUGAUUACCUAUUUAAAAUGUUGCUUAUAGAAACAAAAAACAUAUCAUAAUAAAACCAGCAAACACAUUCCUUACUUCACUCAGAAUCUAAAAAACAUAGAACAACUAACAACCCAUUUCAAUUACUAAAAUUAGUAAAGGAUAUAAUGAAGACAACCAAUUUUUAUAAGAAUAUGACAUGUAUUCUUGUGUGACAGAGUAGAGUACAGAAAAAUACCAGAUUUUAUCAGUUAUUUAUUUAUUAGUUUAGUUUUUAUCUAAGAAUUAGAUUUGUAUUAGUUAAUUAACAAUAAGUUAUUUAUCAGUUGUAUAAAAUAUAUUUUUGCCAUUAUUAUGUUUGCCAAUAACAAUUACAGUGGUUUGCAUCAUUCUAAGUCACUAUAUUUUGAAGGUGAUAUGAAACUUUUUAUGCUAAUAGGUUUUUUAGACUAUUAUUAUUAACAUUCGCAAAAGUAUAGUACAUUUCUAAAUGAUAUUCAUUAAAUCUCAAUCUUAUGUCUGUUGAUAAUACAGGGUAUCCUAUGAAAAUCUAACAAAAGCAAUAACUUUUUUUAUAUUCAAUAUUUUAUUUUUAACUUUUAGAAAUAAUUAAGUACUAAAGCUAUGAUUACUAUAUUUUAUACUUUUUAAAAUUUAAAAUUAAAAUUAUUUAAUUAAAUUGUUUUUAUAAAAUCAAGGUAACCAUUUUACAAAUAUAUUUUUAAAUAGAAUUUUGUGGUUUAAGAUAAUUACUUAUGAUACAUCAUUAGUAAAUACAUUUUUUUAUUUUUAGAUUUAAAAAAUAUAAAAUAAUGUAAUCAUAGUUCAAAGUUUUAGUUAUUAUUAAAUACAAUUUUUUUUUUAUUUGUAAUAUUCAACUGUACAAAAAUUAAUGCAUUUGUCGAAUCUUUAUUGGACACCUUGUAAAAUAAUAUAUAUGUACCUAAUUUUAGUUUAUUCAUUAAAUUAAGUUUAUAAAAUCUAUUCAUUUAGAUAAUUGUGUACAAAUGAUGUUUAGAUAGCCUUAUAGAUAUUACAAUUUAAAAUGAGAUUAGCUAAUGCAUAUUUAAUAUAACAGUAAAGUUUGUAUAUUAUAAUACGAGUGAUUCUUGAAGAUGCUUCAAGAUACUUCCAUGCUUGAAGAAACAAGUAGAAAUAUAUAUAACACAGUAAUUACUAAUCUAUAAAGCAAUAUUUUAUUCUACAUCAGAAGUACACUCAUACUUAAUAGUUUUCUGUAGUUUAGAAUUUAAAUGUUUACAUUUAAAUUGUGACAACAUUCUGUGAUAAUCGAUAUAUUUUAUUACAUAAGUAUAGAAAAUAGAUUUAGGAAAUUUUAUUUUUUCUCAUUAGAAAACAACCUAUACAAAAUAAUAUACAUGUGUUAUACCAACAGAUAGAUUAAACCAAUUUUCUUUCACUAAUUAUUGAAGAUAAUAUAACUAUAAACAUACCUGAAUCUAUUUUGGAGUUGUAUUGAUUUGAAUUUAACAUAGAACGCUUUGUACUAUCAACAGUUUGUUGUUGUUUUAUAUUUUUUCGUUGCACUUUAUUUGCCUGGUUAACCUAAAGAAAAUAUUGAAAAUGUUAAUGACAUCUGGAUUAUGGAUUAGUAAAUACAAAAUACUCUAAUAAACAAUAUGUAAUUAUAACAUUAUGAAUACAUUUCAAUUUAAUAAUUAACAAACAUGUUUAGAUUUUUUAGAACAAUUUUGAAUCAAAUUGAGUUUUGAAAAAUAACUGAAAUUUAAACAACUAAAAAUUGAAUUUAUUUGUCAAUUAAUAAGUUAUCUAACAUUGCUAAUUUUAUAUAAAUUUAGAUUAUAGUCACCUAUGGAAAGAUUUAUUUAGAUUGUAAAGUUGAAAAAUAGAUUAAACUAAUAAAAACCAAGUAAAUUUUUUUUCAACAAAGUUUUUUUUAGACUAACUAAGUAAUUUAGAUUCUUUAUUGUACAAAAUAUUAGGUACAUAAAGAAAUAUUAGAAAUAAAUAGAUUUAUUUUUUAUUUUGGAAAUACUUGAAAAUUUGGUUAACUUAACUUUAAUAAUUUCAGCAUUUGUUGAAAAUGUACAGAAGUAUACAUUUUAAACAAAAUAUGAUUGCAUCUAUCAGAUCUUUAUUAAAGUUGGAUUUCAUAUAAAAAUAUCUAAGUAUCUAUCAUAAAAUAUUAAAUAAUUUUCAUAAUUUCACAGACAUUCUACACAUAUUAAGAUUAAACUUUUAAAUUUUCUUUGAGUUAUCAUCAGUUUAUUUUCAAACAAAAUAAUCUGUUGGUUUGUUUUCUAACGUCAAAUGUUUUGUAGAAAGGUAUUGUUUCAAUAAAGACAGUAAUAUACUUUGGUUUGUAAGAAUUUAAAAGCAAAUAACACAUUGAGGCCAAGGCUAAUUGCUUAAAUCUAUAAUCAUAAAUCCAAUACUAAUGUACUCAGGGUGAUAUUCCUUUACAAAUUUUCUAAUUACUUCUGGAGUUAUGCUUUCCAAUUUUAAUGUAGAAAUACUGAACAGUUUUCAGAUUUGUUGUAUAAUGCUCUAUUUAGCAACUUACCAACAUUGAUUCAUGUAAUGUAAAGUAAGGUAAAUAUUUAAAUAUAUACACAUAAUUAUUUAAGUUGACUAGCGUGAAUUAACUAACGGCCAAAAAGAAAAUAUUUAGUACUGCUACAAAAUAAUCAGAAAUUAUCUACGUAUGUGCCGAUGAUUGUGGAUUAUUAAAGUAUUUCCCAUGAUAAUAAUGUACUUUGUAAAUUGUAAUUACUAUACAAACAUUUCAAAUACAAAUAAAAAAAAUUAUUUAUUAUUUUCCUACUUUCUACCUACACGUUCUACGCGUACCACAGUUUGAGAACCACUGGUAUAUAUAAAACGGUUCUGAACUAAAUAUUUUAUAUCACAAGAUGAUAUCAGAGACAGGGAAUUAUAUCAUUCAAAAUAUUAUGUAUUACAUUAAAAAAAAUUUGAAAAUAAAUAAUUUCCCAACAAUGUUUUAUGUGCUAUAAUUUUUAAAGUUACUCAAAAAAUAGGUUUAAAUAAUUAAAAACCGUGGUUAGUGUUAUUACCUGUGUUUUAUCAACUGUCAUAUUUUGUGGUACCCGUUGAUUAUACCCAUCUUCUUGUUUAACCAUUUUAACUGUAUUAGUAUUUUGAAGGCUUUGUUUGUCUAAUGGCAUACCAAAUCGUUCAUACUCAAUAGCUUGAAUAUGAAUAGUUUCGUAACAUUCGACACAAACAACAGCAAACUCUCCAUUUUCUAAUAAUAAGGCUUGAUCUAUUUGACGAUGAUAACGAAGAAAAGGAUAGUCCUAAAAUUAAAAUUAUUAUUUUGUCAAACAAAAAUUGUAAUGCAUUAUAUAAAAAAAAUAGUUUGAGGUAAAUUUUUAGAAAUGCAACAAAAAAGUAAGUAUCAAAAAUGUAAAAUAAAGCAUUGAUUACUAAAGAUAAUUUUAUAAAUCAAAACUGGCCAAAAUUACAAACAACUUAUUAUAAUACUCCAGUAUUAGUGAAGUUUAUUUCUGCAUAUUUUAUUGUUGUAAUAUUAUAUAAUAAAAUUGCAUGUAUAAUUACAUUUACUGCAAGGGAUCGAAUAAAUCGACGUCCAGUUCGCUGUGUGCAAACAUAACACACAUAUUCUUUAUGAUUAUAACUCCUUUCGUGCUGCGGAAUAGCUAUAGAACUUGAUUCAUAAUCUCGCCACUGUGCAACAUAAGCAUGGUAACAAAAUGUACACACUAAUGCAGAUCCGUCUUCGCGUAAUUGCUCUGCGCCCAAUGUGGUUUCAUGUUUUAAAAGAUAUGGGAAAUAUGGUGCAUUUCGGCCCUAAAAAUAUAUCAUACAAUAAAAUUAAUAUAUUACACUAGCCGCUUAUUUGUAUAGAAUUUUAUAGCAACAGGAUAUAUGAAAAGAAAAUUACUUGUGGACGGCUGUAUAAAACUCUUGCAUAAGUAAGAUCUGAAUGGUAAUUGCACAAGAAACAAUAUAUUGACGAAAUAUCAUUUCGACUAGAUAUUUGUUGCGUAUUAUAACCGUUCACAUUUAAACUAGGAACGUUAUACCUAAAACAAGUUAUAAAUAAUAUUAAAAACACGUUUGAAAAAAUGAAUAAAAAGUUAGAUCAUUCUACCUUCUGUGUUCUAAAGGGACCCUGGUGGCUUCCAUCGAAUCCCAUUGAACAGAUAGCAUUUGAACACAAUUAGAACAGGCUAAAAUUCUACCUUGGGAUUCAACACAAUAAUUUUCCGCUGAUCUAAAUAUACAAAAUAACAUAAAAAUUAAUUUAUUAAAAUCCAUCAAUUAUUUAUUUCUUUAGUCCUAAGGAAGAAAAAGGGUUUAAGGGUACAUUUUUUUCUUUUAUAUUUCAGUAUAAAUUGGAUAAGUGUAUGUAUUUUCAAAAUUUAAUUUGUUUAUAUUGAAAACUAUACAAGAUUGACUUAAUUCCUUCUUUCCUGGGAUCAAAGUUUUAAUUUAUAUAUUCUUUAAUUAUUUUAUUUUUAAAAAUACAAAUUAUGUAUAUUAAAAAUGGAUAAAUUUUGUAUAAAAAGAAUAGAUGAGAUAUUAGAAAUUUUUUUAUGAUUCAGUAGUUAAAAUGGCUACGAUAAUUUGAUCAUGUCUAUCUGUGUCACUGAAUAAUUCACUAAGUGAUACUCCACUAUCUACUUGUUGAUUUUUAUGAAAUUCAACAGAAAAAUAUCCUAUAUGAACUACAAUACAAAUAUGUAGUCAUAAACCUUACUAAAAUAAUGUAUGGCUAAUUUUCUAUGCAUAAAACCAAAGGAUAUAAAUGUUACUUUCCAGACAUUCUACCGUGUAAAGUAUUAUUGAAAUGAUGUUUAAAAAUACAAUACCAUUUUAAAUGAUUUAAUAUAAAUAUUUUGCGAAAAUUAAACUUUUAAGUCGAUAUUUACUAUGAUUGUUACCAAAGUAUUUUUAAGCAUUUUUUUUUUUAUUUAUUAUUUUUUUUUUUUUUAUAAGCUCAAAUUACACCACUUUUGAGUUUAAAAAGUAAUUUCAUUACAAACAAAAUCAUUAUUUUUUUUUUAAAUUAUGUUGUCCUGGAACUAAACACUUGCUUAGUAGUAGAAAAGCAUUUUAAAAUAAAUUAUUUAUACACAUAGAAUUCAAAUUUUAAUAUAAAUUAAUUUUAAUUUUACCUUGAUAACUGUUUUAAACAAGGAAAAUGCAUAGCAUGUGAAUUCAUGCCUUCUGCAUUUGUACAUAACCAUUCUAGUUGUGAACGAUGCUGCAUUUCAUAGCAAACAUAACAUCGAAAGUUGUUCCCACUCAAGAUACGAACAGAUCCACCAUUACCAGAUACAUCAGCGCUAACCUAUAUCAAUAAGAUUGUAUUAUUAUAAUUUUUAAGUUAAUAAUGGAAAAUAUAAACUAACAGUAAGAGUACUGCGAUGUGCUUCAGAUGGUGUUGGCGUUUGUGAUUUAUUUGGUUUAGAUAUAUCAUAAGGUCGAAAACGAAUAUCUGGUGAUUUAAUUGAUUGUAGUGAUGGAGAAGGUGAUGGAACAACUGGCAAAUCCAUUAACAUAGUAACUUGAUGUUUUUGAGGUACAGAUUUAAAACAAACUGCACAAACCUAAACAUUUAUUUAUAGUCAGUAAAUUCAAAUAGAAUAUUAAAUUUCAUACGUCAGAUACAUACUUGUACAGUGCCUUGUGUAGAUAUAGGAAGAGCACCAGGUGGAGUUUUAAUUUUUGUUAAUGAUGGAUAAUAUGGUUCACGAAUAUUAUUUGGAUAACAAUAUAAUGUCCUUUAAAUAAAAAUGUGUAAUAGUAAUUAUUAAUUUGCAAUAAAUACUUAAUAAUCAAUACAAAUUGAAGUAAUUAAUUAAACUGUUCAAUGUAAUUUGACAUAGUAUUUUACUCACCGCAUUGAGGAUGAAGGAUAUUCAAGUGAACAAGUGAAACAAAUAAAUGUAGAAGUAUCUAUAGAUGGAAUUAAUCGUUUACGCAGGAUAUAAUUCCUUUCUCCAUGUGGAAUGCCUUUUGACGUGUAAACCUAAUAAAAAUAUUGUACUAAAUGUUUGUAUAUAAAACUAGAAAAUUUAAAUGUAAUAUUAAACUCAAUGAAAAUAAGAAAAAAAAACCGUAAAACAAAACCAUAGAAGAAGUAUCUUACCUGCCACUGAUUUAAAAGAUGAGCAUGGCAAGCAGAACAUGUUUGUACACGCCCUGUACUAUCCAUAGGCCUAGAACGGGGUGGCCUAGGAUGAAGCAUAAGGCUAGGGAAAAAUGGUUGAUCGGUUUGAUUAAUAGCAGCUGGUGGCUUCGCUGACACAUGAGACAAAGAACCCCGUCUGAAUUCUUCGCCACAUACAUAGCAUACUUCAGUUGAAGAAUUUUUAUCAGGCAUUGACAAAUCUAAAAUAUCUGUACCACUACUACUACUGUAACUUCCUAAAACCAAAAAGGAAACAAGCUUUAAAUUAAAAUUAAAAUAUAAAAACCAUAUAAUAAAUAUUAUUUAAACUAAAUUACCUGGAUUAGAAUGAGGUGUACUCGUAUUAAUUGGAUUUGAACCAUUUUGUUGUGCUAUGUGAUCGGAUGAUGUUGAAAUUGAUGUAAGGGGAAUUCUGGCACCUCGACUAUCUUCUCCGGUAAUUUGAGACAUUGCAGAAGACAUAAUUGUAUCUUUAUGACUAUAUUAAUAAAACAAAUAUUUUUGAUAAUUUUUAUCACAACUAUUAUUAUUGUUUAAUAUAAUAUGUAUAAAAACCUAUUGGUAUAGUCGACACUGAGCCCCAAUAGUUGACAUGCAUAUUCUCCUUGUGUAGAAAUAUCAGCCCCAGUAAAUGGGCCAUUAUCACAGCGUUUUAACCAGUAGAUCCGUUGUCUGGUUGGCACAUUUUCUCUUUCAUAUCGAUCCCAUUGACCAAUUAGUAUCGAGUAACAUAAAUAACAACUUGUUACCUAAAAAAAAAUUCAAUUUUAAAAUACAUAAAUCAUACUACCAAAGUAAUAUUAUUAAUAUUUAAAAGCAUAAUUUUUUUAUUUAUAAUCUAGAACUUAUACAAUCUAUACAUAACAAAAGUACAAUAAACAUAAUGGAUGUAAAAGCAUAAUUUAAUUUGAAGUUAAUUGACUAUGUUUAUUUAAGUGGAAAUGAUACAAUAUAAUCAAUAUAUACUUUUAUAAAUAACAUUAAGUUUUCACUAUAUUUUUUUUUCAAAUAACAUAAUUUGUUUUAAUCUAACAAAAAUAUAUAUAUACCUAUAUAUUAUAAAUAACAGUGUCUUAUUUUCAAUAACUAGUAUUAUGCAUAAUAACACUUUUUACACAAUAAUAUUAUACUAAUAUGGAUUUAAAUGAUAUUGAAAAAAAUAAUAAUAAUUAUAAUUAUAAUUAGGUAUAAGAAGUACCUAUUAUUUAUUCAAAAAUUAGACCAAUAUAAAUAAUUUCUAUUCUAUCAAUAUUUUUAAAUUAUUUAUAAAAAAUAGGUUGAAUGUAUAAACAAAAUGGCCCAAUUUUUUUAAAUAUAUUAUUAUUUUUGGUAGCCUUCAAUUUUCUAUUUUAAUCAAAGUGAAUAUGUGUAAAAUAAACUCUAUAAAUAUGUGAUCUCUAUAUUUUAUUUGAAAUAUAACAUCUUUAAUGUUUAAUACUGAUAAUUCUUAUAAGCCACCUAUGGUACAAUUUUAGAGCAUAUAUACACUCUAAAAAAUAACAAUAGAAUAAAUUAGUCUAUAUAAAAAAUCUAAAAUAGAAAACUAAAUUAUAAUGCAGGUACCCAUAGCAAAACAUUGUUAAUGAACUUUCUAGUUUCUACCUAUUUUUAACUAAUAUGUAUCUUAUUGAGAUAAUGUUUUUUGGAUAUCAUACUUUGCUUUGUCCAAGUUAUUUUAUUCUGAAAGUUGUAAAGCAUAGAUUUCCUGGACAAGUAAAUUUAUUUGAUUUAAACGAGUGGCUUACAGACAUGAGAUCAUUAUAUUCAUGUUCAUGUUAUAACUACUUAAAUAAACUAAAAUCUAAAAUAUGAUAAUCCAGUUGAUUAUUUAAAUUGAAUAAAGAAUAGGUUUAAUCUUAUUUAACUAUUUAUUAUUUAAUAUUAAUUUCAAAACUAUCAGAAUUUCACACUUAAUAAUAUAUAUUGAAUUAACAUUUUUAAUAAUAGCUUGGCAUAUUUUUCAUUAUAAACUAAUAUUUAGAGCUGUAAGCAAAUUAUAUCAGUAUCUCUAAUUUUUAUUUUUUGCUAUUAAAAUUGAGCAAGUAACUAUGUUAUAAAUGUACACAUACCGCACUAUCCUGCUUGGCGUUUAGUGGUUGUCUAUAACCUUGUGGCGUUUCGUGCAUCUCCAAAAAUGGAAAAUGUGGUGUGCCAUCUGAUGGACCAGUAGACGGUGGUCUUACACGUAACCAAUACUGUUCAGGGUGUCCAGAAUUUCCACAAACAAAGCAUACAUUAUGUAUUACACUAGUCUCUUGUUUUAGGUACAUGCCAUCAUCGGUACGAGUUUCUUGUGCCAUCACACUACUACAACAUGUAAUGCGAUUAUUAAUAUACAGUAACAUUAGUACAAAUUUUGAUCAAUUUCAUAUAGACUGGUAAGCCUAGAAAUUACCCUAUGUACCUAUUUAAAUAGGAAAAUUCGGAUUGAAAUCAAAAUAUGAAAAUAUUAUAGUUAUUGGCAGAUGUUACCAGCUGAUGUGUGGCACUUACAUUUUCUCACUGGUACACACACACAGCUGUGGCCAUACAUAUAAGGAAAAAUAGGGCGUACACUUUUAGACACAGUAUACACGGUAAAAUAAUUAUCAAGUGGUGUCAUUCUAUAAUGAUAUCAUCUAGAAACUAUAAUACAUUAUUGAAUAAAAGUGUUUAAUACAAAGACGACGAGUACUUACGUGUGAAAGUGUGAUGCACAGAAUUCAAAGGGACUUCUUUCGUAAUCCGGUUAUCAUUCGAUCGUCGACUAUGGUUAUUAUCACGACGUCGAAGGGAUAUAUUUUAUCGUAAUUUGUAUUCAUAUCCAUAGUUUAACCGGAUUCGUUGAUAUUGUGGAUCGGAAAACGAUCAUAAUUCGAUCAUUAUGUCGCAACCUUUGAGUAAAUGACAACUCGCUUUUACCAUACAAAGUGUUUUUUAAAUACGAGGCUGAUAGAAAAAAUAAAAAAUACAAACUUUUUUCCUCCAUGAGCUAUCACUUUUUUCAU
Cinara cedri is the source of this 13995-nucleotide messenger RNA. The record is from the annotation of a GenBank genome assembly. NCBI's taxonomy places the organism in Eukaryota, Metazoa, Arthropoda, Insecta, Hemiptera, Aphididae.